Messenger RNA from Oryza brachyantha (malo sina), 1692 nucleotides. RefSeq names its product endoglucanase 19. The record is from RefSeq and is a predicted model, not a curated record. Gene Ontology annotation, biological process: carbohydrate metabolic process. NCBI's taxonomy places the organism in Eukaryota, Viridiplantae, Streptophyta, Magnoliopsida, Poales, Poaceae. The coding region runs from base 116 to 1609 and encodes 497 amino acids. Gene Ontology annotation, molecular function: hydrolase activity, hydrolyzing O-glycosyl compounds. The transcript has 2 exons.
CAGCAACGGCCAAAUUAACUAACUUAACGGCCACACUCCCCACUCCCUCUAUAUUAAUGGUCACCUGGUCAGUCUCAGUCUCGAGCCACGCUCUCCUCACUUCACCGAGGCAGCAAUGGAGCCAAAGCGCAGCAGCGGCGGCCUCCGCCUGGUUGUGCUCCACCUGCUGCUCUUCGCUCCGGGCUCGGCCACGGCGUUCAACUACGCCGACGCGCUCGCCAAGUCCAUCAUCUUCUUCGAGGGCCAGCGCUCCGGCAAGCUGCCGCCCGGCAACCGCAUGCCGUGGCGCGCCGACUCCGGCCUCAACGACGGCGCGCAGUACAAUGUGGAUUUGGUGGGUGGCUACUACGACGCCGGCGACAACGUCAAGUUCGGCUUGCCGAUGGCGUUCACGACGACGAUGCUGGCGUGGAGCGUGCUCGACUUCGGCAAGUUCAUGGGCGCCGAGCUGCCCAACGCCCGCGCCGCCGUGCGCUGGGGCGCCGACUACCUCCUCAAGGCCGCCACCGCCACGCCGGGCGCGCUCUACGUCCAGGUCGCCGACCCCAACCAGGACCACCGCUGCUGGGAGCGGCCGGAGGACAUGGACACCCCCCGCAGCGUGUACAGCGUCACCGCCGACAAGCCUGGCUCCGACGUCGCCGGCGAGACGGCCGCCGCGCUCGCCGCGUCGUCCAUGGUGUUCCGCCGCACCGACCCGGCCUACUCCUCCCGGCUGCUCCACGCCGCCAUGCAGGUGUUCGACUUCGCGGACCGCCACCGCGGGUCGUACAGCGACUCGCUGUCCUCCUUCGUGUGCCCCUUCUACUGCUCCUACUCCGGCUACCACGACGAGCUCCUGUGGGGCGCGUCGUGGCUGCACCGCGCGUCCAAGAACGUGUCGUUCAUGUCGUACGUGCAGGCCAACGGGAUGCAGUUCGGCGCCGGAGACGACGACUACUCCUUCAGCUGGGACGACAAGAGGGUGGGCACGAAGGUGCUCCUCUCCAAGGGCUUCCUCCGCAACCGCCUCCAGGGGCUCGAGCUCUACAAGGCGCACUCCGACAGCUACAUCUGCUCGCUGGUCCCCGGCACGGCGAGCUUCCAGUCGCAGUACACCCCCGGCGGCCUCCUGUACAAGGAAGGCGAGAGCAACAUGCAGUACGUGACGACGGCGACGUUCCUGAUGCUGGCCUACGCCAAGUACCUCCGGUCGAGCGGCGCCACCGUGUCGUGCGGCGGCGGCGGCGCCAGGGGGGAGGAGGUGUCGCCGGCCGACCUCGUCGCGCUGGCCAAGCGGCAGGUGGACUACAUCCUCGGCAAGAACCCGGCGGGGAUGUCCUACAUGGUGGGCUUCGGCUGCCGGUACCCGCAGCACGCCCACCACCGCGGCGCCUCCAUGCCGUCGGUGCGCGCCCACCCGGGCCGCAUCUCCUGCGACGCCGGCUUCGGCUACCUCCACUCCGGCGCCCCCAACCCCAACGUGCUCGUCGGCGCCGUGCUCGGCGGGCCCGACUCCCGCGACGCCUUCGCCGACGACCGCGGCAACUUCGCGCAGUCGGAGCCGGCCACCUACAUCAACGCGCCGCUCGUCGGAGCGCUCGCCUACUUCGCCGGAACAACCAAGUAGUAGUGCUGUAGGAGUGGUGAGCUGCUGACGUGGUAGCGCGGGAGCGCGAGCUGAGCUCCCCCGCCACGCUGUAUCGUUGACUU